AUGAGCGAUAGUGAGAGGAGUCUAAUGGAACGCAAAAUGAUCAGAAAGGUGGACUUUAGACUAUUGACGAUGACAAUUCUAAUGUACAUUCUCAAUUAUCUCGACCGCAACAACAUUGCUUCAGCCAAGCUGGCUGGUAUGCAGACGGACUUGAGACUUCACGGAAACCAAUACGAGACAGCAGUCAGCAUCCUUUUCGUUGGCUAUAUUCUGAUGCAAGUUCCAUCUAAUCUUCUCUUGAACAAACUCGGAAAGCCUUCUAUAUACCUUCCAAGCUGCAUGGUAGCUUGGGGUAUCGUGUCAACCGCAACAGCAGCGACAACAACCUUUGGUGGCUUGUUAGUCUGUCGACUUUUGCUUGGUAUUAUAGAAGCAGCUUAUUUUCCUGGUUGUUUGUAUCUGUUGUCAUGCUGGUACACUCGAAAGGAGUUGGUCAAGCGAACGGCGCUGCUCUAUUCUGGCUCCAUCAUAUCCGGUGCCUUUUCAGGACUUUUUGCGGCGGGAAUUACUCAAAAUCUCGACGGAGCUCGUGGCCUCUCUGCAUGGAGAUGGCUCUUCAUCAUUGAGGGUUGCAUGACGAUCACGGUGGCCAUUAUCGCCUGUUUUAUUAUCCCGGACCUGCCACGCACUACCCCUUGGCUCAAUGAUCAGGAGAAGAAGCUAGCCGUGUGGAGGUUGGAAGCAGAUAUAGGAGAGGAUGAUUGGGUGGACAGCAAUCAUCAGUCCUUUGUAACCGGGGCAAAAGCAGCGUUCUUCGAUUACAAGGUCUGGCUGCUUCUUGGAUCAGUGUAUGGCUCGACAUCCGCCGGAUCCAUAACCACAUUUUUUCCAGCCGUUAUGAAAGGCCUAGGUAAAGGCACCGUGGAGACGCUACUUUUAACGACGCCGCCUUAUUUGAUUGGGGCCGUGAUGCUGCUCAUCAAUGCCUGGCAUGCCGACAAAACCGGCGAACGAUAUUUGCACAUAACCUUGCCCUCGGUGCUCGCUAUUGCAUCCUUCAUUUUAGGUGUGUCGACGACAUCUUUCGCACCUCGCUAUGUCGCGAUGUGUUUUGUAGUUGGAUCAGUUUAUUCUGGUUACGUGGUAUGUUUGGGAUAUAUUUCAAACGUAAUCCCGAGACCAGCGGACAAACGUGCGGCCGCAAUUGCCAUGAUCAACUGUAUCAGUAAUGCCUGCUCUAUAUAUACAUCUUACUUCUAUCCUGACUCCGACGCGCCGCGAUAUACCAAAGCCUUUUGCAUAAAUAUAGGCAUGCUUGCUAUGUCGCUUUGUUUUGCUACGAUUUUACGCAUUGCGCUUGGGAGAGAAAACAAAAGAUUGGACAGGGAAGAUGGUGCAAAUCUGGAGAACCCCGUACGAAAUAGUAGAUUCCGAUACCUACUUUGA
This is a messenger RNA of Trichoderma atroviride IMI 206040, 1386 nucleotides long. The record is from RefSeq and is a predicted model, not a curated record. Lineage: Eukaryota; Fungi; Ascomycota; Sordariomycetes; Hypocreales; Hypocreaceae.